Molecule: messenger RNA, 2675 nt
Organism: Ixodes scapularis (black-legged tick)
Lineage: Eukaryota; Metazoa; Arthropoda; Arachnida; Ixodida; Ixodidae
Exons: 1
Coding region: 583-2301 (572 amino acids)
Source: RefSeq, a predicted model, not a curated record
AUGCCCGGCAAAAGCAUGUUUCAAGGUGCGUGGCUCUGCAGUGAUGAAUAUAAGGACUGGGUGGCACCAGAUACGACAAAUCAGCAUUGUGCAAUGUGCAAGCCGUGCGGAAAAACUUUCGAUGUCGCCGCCAUGGGCGAAUUGGCAUUGAAGAGCCAUAUGAAGAGCGCUAAACAUGCCGGCAUCAUGAAGAUCGCAGCCAACAGCUCGGUGCACAAUUACCUGGCUCCGGGCACGAGUGAACGAUCCACUGUCCCUCCUCCACCGCAGUUGCCAAACAUAAACGCUGCUUGCAAGACGCACGAGUUGGUGACAAACGCCGAAGUGUUGUGGACUCUGAAGGUCGUCACAUCCCACUGUUCCUACCGCUCAUCGUCACAAUCGGGCAAGUUGUUCCAGCACAUGUUCCCUGACAGUGAGGUGGCAAAAGCAUUUUCUUGAGGAGAAAAGAAAUGCGCCUAUGUGACGUGCCAUGGACUGAGACCUUUUUUUCUAACGGCCUUGCAGCGGGAAAUCGACCAGUGUGAGCACUACGUGGUGCUUUUUGACGAGUCUUCAAACGACUAUUUGCAUCGCAAACAAAUGGAUGUGCACGUAAGGUGUUGGGACUCGUCUCACAAGGUGACAACAAGGUACUACAACUCGGUGUUUAUGGGGCACUCCACGGCCGAGGACGUACAAGGAAAGCUGUUGAGCGCACUCGAACCUUUGCCUCUUGAGAAGAUCCUUCAGAUAUCGAUGGAUGGUCCCAAUGUCAACUUGAAGUUCUUUAAGAACUUCCAAGUGCACCUGCAAGAAGCGUACCAAGUUCUGUGUGUGGACAUUGGCACCUGUGGCCUCCACACAAUGCACAAUGCCUACAGGGCAGGCAUUGCAGCAAGUAGGUGGGGACUACAUUGCUUACUGUCUAGUCUGAGCGCACUGUUUGAGAGCUCUCCAGCAAGGAGGGAAGACUUUACAACAGUCACUGGGCAGGAAACAUCUCCCCUAAAGUUUGUUCCUCACCGCUCGGUAGAGAACGUCGCCGUAAUUGAGAGAGCCUUGUCGUUGUGGUGCGACAUCAAAAAGUUUGUUGAGGCUGCAAGAAGCAAAGAAGUAAACCUGCCAAAAUGUGGAUCUUUUCAGAACUUGGUUGAGUUCUGCAGCGACUCUUUGGUGCCGGCAAAGCUUAACUUUGCACUGGGUGUUGCCAUGGCACUCAAGCCAUUCCUAAUGGAGUAUCAAACAGAUAGACCGACGGCCUUCUUCCUUGCAAGAGAUUUGGAAACUGUUUUCCGGAAACUGCUGACAAGCUUUCUGAAGUGCUCAGUCUUGUCUGCAUCAAAAGGACUCACCGGCCUCCUGAGGGUGGACAUUGAGAACCCGGACAAUCAUACUCCAAUUGAAAAGGUGGAUAUAGGCCAUACAGCUGAGCAGAUUGUCAAGAAAGUCAAAGCCAGUUUGAAGGACGUGUUUCAGUUCCGGAUGGAAUGUAAACAGUUCCUGAUCGCCGUGACAAAGAAAGUCCUAGAGAGAAGCCCCUUGAAAUUCCCAGUGGUUAGGGGCCUCUCCUCAUUGGACCCACGACAGAUGUGUUCAAGGCCAGAUGAGUGGCUUCCUGGUUUUAGAAAAGUGUUGGACGUCCUCAUCACCGCAGGGAGAAUGACUGAUCACCAACGAGACACGGUACUGGCACAGUACACCGAGUUCUUGCAGGAACAGAAACAUCACCAGCGACUCUUUGAAAAGAGCAUGAACAGGAUAGAUGAGUAUUUCUCUGAGCUUAUGAAGUUUAAUCCAUCGUAUACAGAGCUCUGUAAUGUAGUUAAGCUCUUGCUUGUCCUAAGCCAUGGACAGGCAACUGUGGAGCGAGGGUUUAGUGUAAACCACCAGGUUUCGGUAGAGAAUCUGAAGGACCUUUCCUACGUCUCUCAAUGGAUUGUGUGCGAUGCAGUGGAAAAGGCAGGUGGUGUCCUCAACAUCCCACUUACGAAAGAACUGAGUACUGCUGUGUCAGCUGCGAGACAGCAGUACAGUGCAUAUUUGGAAGCAGAAAAAAAGCAGCGUGAAGAUGCGAAGCAGGCAAAGAAGCGCUGCAUUGAUGAAGAGAUAGACACCAUGAAAGCAAAAAAGAGGAAACUUGAAGCAACUAUAGCUGAUCUCACAGCCUCAGCAGAUGCCUACGCAGAAAAAGCUGAAAAAGCAAAUGACCUCACAUACAUUGUAAAAUCAAAUAGUCUUAGGAAAACUGCAAAAAGCAAGGCCAAGGAGCUGCUUAGCAUCAGCCAACAAAUACAGAAAAAGCUGCAGGAGCUCCCCUGAAGUUAGCACAAGUGGUUUUAGAAACAAUUUUUAUUUUGGCUUAGUGCAAUGCAAACAAGUUUGCAAGAAAUAUUUUUUUCUUUUUGUUUAGUGCAAUAAAAAUGAUACCUACGAUCUUUUGACAAAAGUGCUUUAUUGAAAUCUGUCAUGUGUGGCACCGAGUUAGGUCCUUGAAAAUACUCCCACAGGGCCUUGAAAUUCCUUGAAUAUCCUUGAAUAUCUUUCUUUAGAUCCUGUACGAACCCUGCAGUGACAAGUACCCGUGUUGUACCCCGAAUCACUAAUGCUGGGUGUACAGUGUAUAACCUCGAUUUACGGGUAGCAAAUGCCUUUCACGUUCAAUCAAACCAUUUAAGGCAUUAAUACCAUGCUGU